CCCCUCUGAAUAAUGUUGACGUCUGCAAAAGAAUUUGACACGAGAACAAACAAUUAAAACUAGUAAUGGAGACGGAAGAGCGUGAAGUUUGGGAAAAUCUAGCCGAAUGGGACAAUUUGGAAGAUCCCCUUGCACCGCUAACCGAAGAACAACAAAUAACUAUUCUUGAGUUAGCUGCCAUAUGUGAUCAAAAAUUGUCUGUUGAAGAUGACCCUACAGAACCAAAAACCAAUACCUUGUCACAGAACAAUGCUAAGAGAAAUGCUGAUACUACGAUAUUGGAUAGCUUUGCUUCUUUGAUGAGUGGUGAAAAGACAAUUGAAUCAUCACAACAGUUUUAUCAAUGGUACUCUGAAUUAGAGUGGGAAAUGCUACAAGAAGAGGAUGCCGAAUACCGAGCAUACUUAGCCCAGUUGGAAAAGCAUCAAGGAGACUGCCAAGAAAUGUUGCAGCAGGUGACAGGAACUUUAGAUAAACUAUCCAAACUCAACAGCCAAUAUGGUUUUGUUUCAAACAAAACAACUUCUCUGCAUGAAGCUUGCGAGCAAAUGCUAAUAGACCAGACAAAGCUUUCAAACUUGGCUGAUGAACUGGAAAACAAGAUUUCGUAUUUCCUCGAGUAUGAAAAAAUUCAAUCACAACUUAGCUCACCUACUCUUUCUGUCCAUGGAGAACUUUUCCGCAAUAUCCUGGAUCGCCUCGAUAAAUGCAUAGACUACAUGCAAUCACACCCUCAGUACAGGGAAACGUCCACCUAUGUAACAAAAUAUCGGGUGUGUCUCAAUACUGCAUUGUCAUCUGUACGUAGCUGGGUCUUGCAAGCUCUAGAGCAAUGCGUCCAACAAGCCAAAAAGCCUGACGGCAGCACACCAACAACAGGUGAAAGUUACGCGUUUACGCUUUUGUACGGUAAAUUUCGGCUGCAUGCCGAUAAAAUGAAACAGCUCAUGACCGACAUCGAACAACGUCAUGAAAAAGGACCCGAGUACGAACAAUUGUUGGCCGAUUGUCAUGCAGCGUACUUCAGUCAACGUCUGUUGCUGUUGCGACCAAGUGUCGUAGCUUCUCUAACGGACCUUUCAACUACCUACGUUCGCGACCAUUGUGCCCUUUCCCGCUGUUCGUGCACGUUUCUUCUGCGCAUCUGCCAUGACGAAUGGCAACUUUAUCACCAGUUUUUCGGCAUGAAAUCCGAAUUACUUGAAGAUUAUAUGGAUCAACUUUGUGGUUUAUUGUACGAUCUUCUCCGGCCGCACAUUAUUCAUUCGAAUCAUUUGGAAACUUUGGCCGAACUCUGCUUUAUUCUUCGCGUUGAAAUGAUUGACGAGCACAUCAAUAAUAACCCGGAACAGCUCAGCGCCUUUCACCGUGUCGUUUUGCAGCUGCUGUCUGAUGUGCAAGAAAGGCUGGUUUAUCGUGCCCACAUUUAUGUUCAAAAUGACAUUGUUGGAUACAAGCCCGUUUCCGGCGAUUUGGCAUACCCGGAAAAAUUGGAAAUGAUGGAGAGUAUCGCGGAAGGGCUUCAAAACCAGGCUACGCAAACGCUCGCGCGUUCCGUUUCUGUCUCCUCUGUCUCAUCGCCCGAUACCGUUCGGUCCCAUACUGGAAAUUCGCCUGCCGAUCUCCACGGGAUGUGGUAUCCACCAUUGAGAAGAGCCCUGCUGUGUUUAUCGAAGCUGUACCGUUCGGUCGAUCGUUCCACAUUCCAAGGACUUUCUCAGGAAGUUUUGGCGGCGGCAUGUGCGGCCUUGGCAAAUGCCUCGUCCCAGAUUAUGAGUAACAAAACGACCCUAGACGCCCAUUUGUUUCACAUCAAGCACCUUCUUAUUCUGCGCGAACAGAUUGCCCCUUUCCAAGUUGAUUUUGCCGUCAAAGAAAUGAGCCUAGAUUUCAGUUCUGUGAAGCAUGCCGCAUUGGGGUUGUUCCAGAAAAAAGGGCGGCUAUUUUCGCUCUCAGCUAGCAAUGCGCUACUAGAAUUCCUUCUUGAAGGAGCCCCGCAAGUCAGGGAACAUUUGAAGGAUUCCAGGCGUUUGGCUGACCGCCAACUCAAAUCAACUUGUGAAGCAUUCAUAGAUUAUUGCGGUGACUUUUUGAUCGGACCUAUUCGCGUUUACCUAGCCAAGAUGACGAGUUAUUUGAAGAACAACACGGACUUGACUGGAUUGAAGCAACAAACAUUUGCUCAACCUGAUGUUGUGCAAAACUAUUCUAGCGAAUCGCAAAAAUAUCUCAGGACUCGUCUGCCUGUCGUUCAACGCAGCUUGCAGCUUUACUUGGCCAAUCGUGAAACCGAAUUCAUUCUGUUCAGACCUGUCAAGAACUUGAUAGUUGCUAGCUUUCAACAACUGCACCAAAUCCUGGUAACCCAUUACAGUGAGGAAGAACGAGGACUAAUUGCAGCUCCUUCACCAGAACAUAUAUCUAUUCUUCUUUCUGCUAUGCUGCUAAAGCGACCGGAAUCUGUGUCAGGAGAGAGAGAGAAGACGCCAGAUUCUCAAAGUCCUGCCAAGGAGCCCAUACAUAACAUUUCAUAGUUAUCCCAAGUUGUUACGAGAGAUGUGUCCGAUGCCGACAUUUCCAAUACAUUUACGCGUGUUGUUUCA
Molecule: messenger RNA, 2603 nt
Organism: Daphnia carinata
Lineage: Eukaryota; Metazoa; Arthropoda; Branchiopoda; Diplostraca; Daphniidae
Gene: Cog3
Product: conserved oligomeric Golgi complex subunit 3-like
Exons: 17
Coding region: 66-2534 (822 amino acids)
Biological process (GO): intracellular protein transport; Golgi organization; intra-Golgi vesicle-mediated transport
Cellular component (GO): membrane; COG complex; cis-Golgi network
Source: RefSeq, a predicted model, not a curated record